Molecule: messenger RNA, 1647 nt
Organism: Rotaria sordida
Lineage: Eukaryota; Metazoa; Rotifera; Eurotatoria; Philodinida; Philodinidae
Source: the annotation of a GenBank genome assembly
AUGCAUUAUCCAUCUCGUCUACUUUCUUAUUGGAUUCCUGCUGAUAUUGCUAUAUCACCAAUCAAUCAACAUAUAUUUAUUGCUGAUAUGUCGUUUAAUCGAAUAUUACAUUUGUCACCAGAAGCUGUUUAUAUAUCAACGCUUAGCUUACCUAUUGAGCAAUCAAAACCUUAUUCGCCAGUUAAGUUGACGACAGAUUUAGCUGGCUAUUUAUAUGUUGCAACUGGUGCUAAUGGUUCGUUUGCAAUAAUCUAUAAAUAUAGGACAACUGAUGAACAACUAAUUAAAAAUAUUUCUUUACCUCUUUAUAUUCCUGCAGCAUUGACUAUUUCGCCUAUCAAUGGUGAUAUCUACGUAGCAACUACAGACAUUGAAGAUACAUCUGUCUAUGUCUUAAAUAAAAAUGGUCAACAAGUUAAUAAAUUCAAUGCAUCGAAUUUCUUGCCACCACUUAAUCAACCGACAGCAUUAACUUUGGACGAAACUGCAGAAAGAUUAUACGUUGCUGACAGGAAUGAUGCAUCGACUGGCAGAGUAUUUCUUGUCAAUUCACAAACUGGCAAACAGAUACAAUCCUAUAUAAACAGUAAUAUAUAUCGUCCAACAGCGAUAGUAGUUGAUGCUAAUCUAAAUGUCUAUGUUGCCGACAUGGCUACUAACUAUAUCAUUGCUUUAAUGCCAAAUGGCACAUUGAUACGUACAUAUACUAAUAGUUUAUACAAUCCACAAGGUCUCACAUUUGUAGCUGAUGGUAAUUUACUAUUAUCUGAUACUCUAAAUGCUCGACUAGUAUUAUUCAAUGCUAUAACAACAAAAGUUUUGCAAGUUUAUUCUAGUAAUGAUCCAGUAUUAAUUGCACCUCGUUUAGUAGCACUUGAUAAUAGUGGAGAUAUUUAUGUUAACAGUUUAACUGAUGAUGCAGCCUACAAUAUUUUAAAGAAGCUAACAAUUACGAACUCAUCUACUAAUAUUACACAAAUUAUUAAUCCAAAACCUCAUUUCGGUUUUCCAGUUGGUUUAGCUUUGGACAGUAAAGGUCAGAUAUAUGUUAGCGAUGCUGAUGUUCCAUACGGUUACAUUCUUAUUUUUGCAUCGAAUGGUACUGAACAAGGUAGAAUCUAUACAAGCAAUCCAUCACUGACGAAUCCUCAUGGUAUAGUUGUAGAUUUACAGGGUAAUUUGUAUGUUGCCGAUAGUGGUAAUGCUCGUGUAAUUAAAUUAUUGAUCAAUGGAACGAUAAUACAAGUCUAUAAAACGACGCCAUCAUUACAGUUUGUUUAUGAUGUAAAAGUUAGAGAUGAUGGAAUUCUUUACAUAUCCGAUAGUCAGUGUGCAUGUAUCUAUCAGCUGACUAAUGAUGGUAGGCAACUUGCAGUCAUACAAUUACAAUCUCAAACGUAUCUUGUUAAUCCAUUUAUUACUCUUUUCCCGUCUGCUGCCUCUUCUAAUCCAGACCUAUUAGUUACAAUUACAUAUCCUUCACCACAAAUCAAUCAUUAUUCACCAAAUGGUACUCUAAUAGCGAGUUUCACAGUUCCACCAUCGGCCUCAACUAGCUGGACUCCUUAUACUUCUGUCAUUGAUGAAAAACAUCGUUGUUUAAUUGUAGCUGAAUCGGGUAGAAGAGUUAUGUUCUUUGACUUGUGA